This is a messenger RNA of Jatropha curcas, 725 nucleotides long. RefSeq lists its product as uncharacterized. Lineage: Eukaryota; Viridiplantae; Streptophyta; Magnoliopsida; Malpighiales; Euphorbiaceae. The record is from RefSeq and is a predicted model, not a curated record.
CGUUUGUUGCUCUUGUUAUCUUACUUUCGCAGCUUGGGGAGAAUAAUGAACACUCUCUCUCACAUUUCAUCUCCCAAAAUUGGCUUCAAAUUCAAUACCAAACCCACAGUUUCUUCUUCUUCUUCUUCAUCUGCUUCUUGUUGUUUACCAUCUAAUUACCAACAAGUCAAAGUCACCAUUCACAAGUCUCUUCCUUUGGCUGCUUCUCUUGCUUUGCUUCUCUCUGCAACUCCAGCUAGAGCUGGAUUUAUGUCAGGAUUUUCUGGGUUAGAAUCGGUCCCUGGUCCCCAACUUCCUCAAAUCGACUUCCUUAGCCGGUUCAAUGAAGAAAACCAGAAGAAGUAUGCAGAAAAUGAUGAACGAUUCAAAUCAUCUCCCAUACUUAAGAAGCUACUAGAGCGAUCCAAGCAGAACAAAGAAAAGAAUCGUCAAGAAAUACUUGACAAGUACUGUGUUCGUGGAGCAGAAUGGGGUGUCGGAGAUUGUUCUGCAGAGGGAAUGUCGCCGGAAGAAAAAGAAAAGUUCAUUUCCAUGCUGAAACAGAAGGCUGGAAUCAAAGAUUGAAACUGUUUUAGUGAUUACUUUUCCUUACAGCUGAUCACUAGUUUAUUUAUUCAACCUAAUAGAGAGCAAAAUCCUAUGUGAUUUGGUCUUAAUUGAAAUUAUAUAUGCAAAUUAGAGUAAUAUGGCUGCAGAAACCUGAAGAGGUGGAAUUCUUUCAUAAA